UUGCGGCAGCCAUUUGUCAUUUUUUGGCAUGCGCGUUUGAGGAUGCUACAGAUAUUGUGCUCAUGAGUGUUUUCUUAAAAAUUAAGUUCGGUGAUUCAAAAGUUAGUGAAACUUUCUUGUAAUUUGUUGUUUAGUGUUUUGUUCUUUUUUCAAGAUGAAUAAAACAUGUGCGCGGUGCGUAAAGACUGUUUAUCCCACAGAGGAACUCAAAUGCUUGGACAAGGUUUGGCACAAAGGGUGCUUCAAAUGUCAAGAAUGCGGGAUGACACUUAACAUGAGAACAUACAAAGGAUAUGGAAAACUACCUUAUUGCGAGUCACAUGUGCCAAAAGCGAAACAUACGACUAUGGCGGAAACUCCAGAACUCAGGCGGAUAGCUGAGAACACGAGAUUGCAGAGUAAUGUCAAUUAUCAUGCCGAUUUCGAGAAAAGCAAGGGGAAAUUUACACAGGUAGCAGAUGAUCCCGAAACACUAAGAAUUAAGGCGAAUACGAAAAUUAUAAGUAACGUUGCGUACCACGGUGAAUUGGAAAAGAAGGCCCAGAUGGAGAGGCAAAGGCAGAUUAAUGAAAAUGGCGAAAUUGUUGAUCUCGCAACAAACGAUUAUCAACAUCAAAUCGAGUCAUACGCAACGGAGAUGCUACCAAACUUACCGCCGAAAAAUCAUUACCAAACACCCGCACGGCAAGAGUUCAAAGAGAUUUACAACUACCCGCAAUAUGAGGAGUUGGCGUCGCAAUCGAAUUAUGGCUCGAAAAUUGGUAGAAUUCAAGAUUAUGACCCGUUGAGCGAUGGCCCACGGGCGCCGCCCAACACUCAGCGGGCGUCGGCUACUUUGAUUUAUAACAGCUCCAGUGAAAAGAGAGGAACACAGCAAGUCCAACAACAGACCCGCCACAUAGGGCGCGUCACAGAUAUGGAUCCACUCGCGAAUGAGCAUCACCAAUCACAGGUGACUCAUCAAUCACACAGACCAGCUAAUCAUCACAAUCAGCGAGUCUACGUAGCGAUGUAUGAUUACGAAGCCAAUGAUAGCGACGAGGUAUCAUUCCGCGAGGGAGACCUUAUUUCAAAUGUGACGUCCAUAGAUGAGGGGUGGAUGACCGGUCAAGUGUUAAGAACUGGCCACACCGGUAUGUUGCCAGCUAAUUACGUCGAACUUGCCCCAAAUUACCCCAAUUAAUUUGUUAAUUCUUUUAAGGCGAUUUAUAAAUUUUAUUAUAUUUUUAAUAACCCAUUAAGAUAUUUGUAAUAAUUUGGACCCUUGUACCAGCUUCCGACCCCAACUUUAAACCGAUAUAUUUCAGUCAAAUUAUAUAUAACCGUUGUUAAUCCUAAUAAAAUUUUCCUUCAGGAAUUACCCUUAUUAUUAUUUUUUGGUGACUAUACGAAAAUCUGUAUUUUACUAUAAUGGGCUAUUUGACAUGUAACCAAAAUUUCAGAUUUAUAAUCGGAUUCAAUAAUUCAAAUUUAACAUUUAUAGCAAAAACACAAAUCGCUAAUAGCUACAUGGCCUGUGACGUAACAUGCUUGUAAACACGUGAACAAACGUCAAGUUUUUCAUGUAAUUGUCAUUCUUUUAAAUAAAUGCUAAUAUAUUUCGAUUAACAAUUCUUAUCUAGGCAAGAUGGCGUCCCUGUGACGCAACAUGCUUGUUUACACGAUGGAGUUCAGACUUAAACUCAAAUACAAUAUUAGAAAGUGACAGAAGAAGACAUGUUAUUUCAACUUCGACUAAACUGUAGUCAUUUUGUUCGGUAAAUAAAAAUAUAUUUUUAUAUAUUCAUUAUUUACUAUAUAACCAUAACGUUUAAAACUAUGUUGUUAAUACUCGAUAACACUUACUAUCAAAUAGUUAAGCUUGUUAGCGAUAAUCCCGUUGCUCAUGGUAGAUUAUAACAGUCCAUAGUUCAUAUUAAAUUUCUAAUAACAAAGAGUUGCCUGGCUUAGGAUUUGAUAAGAUGAUAUUUUCUAUCGACAAAUCUGUGACCGUUUGGUGUCACGUGACUUGUGAAAAUUAAUAUAUUUUGAGUAUUUUCAUAAUUUAUAAUCUAUUUUAAAAUGCAAUUUUAUUUUUCGAGUAUUUUAUUAAAUGGUUUAAGCUACUUGGGGAUGAAACUCCAAAACUACAGAAACUAAUGUAAUCCUGAUAUUUCUUAGUUUAAAGUUGGGUUGGAACGCUUGUUACAAUUAAUACCUGCCUUAAAAGCCGCUAUUGUUGUCAUUGUUAUUUGUAUGCUACCUUGCCAUGCCCAUUAAUUAUAUAUAUUUGUUUUAUAUAAUCUGUGAAUUACAUUUGUAAUGCCUACAUCUUCUAUUUGUUAAAUAAAAUAUUUACCGAAAUGUGAGCAGUUUUGUACAAAAACUGGCAACACAACGGUAUUUGAGAGCUGUCACAUUUCACUUGUGUAAGUUGUCAAGAAUCAAUAUUUUGCAUACGUCUACUAAUAUAAGGAAAUAUUGUAUUUUAUGGUUAGAUAUAAAUAUUAUAAUAAUCAUAUAAUUUAAUGUGAUUUUAAUAUUGCGCUUAUAUAUUCAGUUUUAUAUAUUUCGUUAAUUUUUAGGUACGAUAACAUCACUUUAAUUUUAACAAUGCUUGUCUACUAACAAUAUUAGUAAAUUAAUUUUGACCAGCCGACGAGCAAGAAGCCUAUAGUUUCAGACACACCGAAUUAAGACGUCAUAGAUGACGUUUUGAGAACUGUAUAAAUACUUGCCUUAGCGAGACUAAGGCUUUAGACAGUAUCAAUAGUGCACAAACUUUAGUAUUGAUGGGUAACUCACUGUGUUGGCUCUGGAACCUAAAAAAGUGUCCUCUGAAACAAGAGCGCUCCCUGGUUUAGCUGCCUCGCAAUUGCUGGUCUCCAGCUGUACCAGUACCUCAGUUAACUCAGGCUACAGGGUACCUAGGCUGACCUACCGGUCUUCGGUCACCGGCUCAUGAGCUUUCUCCUCCGUGCGGUCAUGGUGCCCCAGGGGACGUUGUUUGUUGUUGAUUGUAUUCUCACAGAGCACACAGCGUAUCAUGUUAUCCCAAUAUGUGACUGACAAUUAAAAAAAAUACAGAAUCAUUUCAAUGAUAGAAAUUUCAUUAGUGAAAAUUCAGCCCGUCUUUGUGUCUAAUGUCAACUAUCAUUAGCUCAGUUACCAUCAUUUACGACAAACGUCUGUGUUGUCUUUACAUGCUAUACAUUGUCAACUGUCAUUUGUCUAUUAUAAAGCGGGAACUCGUGUUACUCAUGCUCUUACUUUUUACAUAAAAAAUAAAUUUACAGUUAGAUCACAAUAUGUAUUUUUGCUAAAAUGUUUAGAUAUAUACAAUUAGAUUAGUUUAUCGUUCAAUAUAUUUCAAGUGUCACAUUGUCAAGUUUAUUCGCAUUUGUUUUCAUUCCAUUUCUAUGGAGAGUGCUUUUAUUUUUGUAAAUAUAUUUUUUUAUAAGCCUCAAGUUGUGGGCGUCAUUAUAUUUAUAAAAUUUAACUAUUAUAUCUGUGACACAAACAUACACACUCGCCAGGCCAGUGUCAGCGGAUGUGCCGCCAAUUCGUAUUUGACAAACGAAAUUUUUCUGUCAUGAGAUGUUCUAUUAUGUACAAGAGCAUAAUAUACAGAGAUUUUACAUUCCUUUUAAUUCCAUUGAUCGUAAUGAAACCUCGUUUAAUAUGCCUAAUCUUUCUUAAACGUCAUACUUUGACAGUUCAAUCGCUAUCAAUAUGCAGUUGUUGACAACAUGAAUUUUAUGUCGAAUCUAAACUUGCAAAAGUUUGUAAAGAGCCUUGCGCAACAUGCAAUUAAUAAAAUAAAUGUCAUGGAAACAAAAUAAUACUGGUGACGUUUGUAAAUACUGUGGCAUAACCGGACGGAUUGACAGAACUAACACCUGACGUCAUAAUCCAAUUUCGUCAGAACGUAGUCGUAGAGACGAACAUCAAUUUAAAUAAGUUUCCAUAUUUUAACUUAGGAGCUGUUAAAACUGUUACAUUGACAUUGAUGGAACUGGCAAUUGACGUUUUGAGGGUUUCGUUGCACUUAAGUUAUGCACAAAUAUUUAUUUUAAUUUAAGUUAUUUAAUAAUACAUCACAUUUGAACAGCAAUUCCUCUACUUAUAAUCGGUCGUUACAAAAGUAACAGUAUUAAGAUUAAUGUGCCUUGUAAAGUUAUAAUAUAUAUUUUAAGAAAA
Messenger RNA from Pieris rapae (cabbage white), 4179 nucleotides. RefSeq names its product LIM and SH3 domain protein Lasp (gene lasp). Gene Ontology annotation, cellular component: focal adhesion. NCBI's taxonomy places the organism in Eukaryota, Metazoa, Arthropoda, Insecta, Lepidoptera, Pieridae. The record is from RefSeq and is a predicted model, not a curated record. The transcript is spliced from 8 exons. Bases 155 to 1183 code for a protein of 342 amino acids. Gene Ontology annotation, molecular function: actin filament binding.